Perkinsus marinus ATCC 50983 is the source of this 2339-nucleotide messenger RNA. RefSeq lists its product as hypothetical. Lineage: Eukaryota; Perkinsozoa; Perkinsida; Perkinsidae. The record is from RefSeq and is a predicted model, not a curated record. Bases 84 to 548 code for a protein of 154 amino acids. The transcript is spliced from 4 exons.
CUUCUUUUCACACUCAUUGUGAAAACGUUCUUGCCGACUCUGGUAAGCUCAUAUAGAAAACCAUCAAAACCUCAACAAGUAUAAUGCUACUCACUCAACCACAUAAUCGUUUCGACCCCAACGUCGUCUGGAAGUCCGACUUAAACGGAUCCUCUCGCGGGUUCCGUCGUUCUGACCAAGUUAGCGCCGAUGAAGAGGAUCCGAGCAAAGUUCUGCUUAGUCUACUACAUCGUGACCAAGGCAAGGCAAGCCCCAAGGCUGCCAGCGAGAGUGCGAGAACAGAGAGUACUAUGAGUUCAACUUCAGAGUUAGAAUAUUCUGAUGAUGAUCUGGACCGUUAUUUCGAAGCACAGAAGCAGAUGCUUGAACUGGGGCUACAACGAGCCCUUCUGGAAGAACAUGGAGACUCGGUGGAUCGCCAGGUUUUGGACCAGGCUUGCCACGAGCUAGUUGAUAGGACAUUUCGAGAGGUCGAAACUGCGCGAGCAGAUGAAAUAGACCCUCGAACGAAUCGUUACAUGAAGAGAGCAGAAGAUUUGAGUGAUUAGAGCCAUUCCUACAUUCUGAACAUUUUACAUCAUCGUCAAGACUACCAAAAUUAUGAUUACAACAUUGCCGUCAACAAUACUAUCGGCCUGACAGCCGUUGGUGUAUCACUAUAAGACGCCGUGAUAAUUAGCGUCAUCGUUGCUCACUUGUAUCUCCGUAUAUCUCAAGUUCGUACCAUACGACCAAAUACGCUGUCCACAUCGUACUGUUCACCAUAGACUCGUUCUGAGAAUGGUAUUUGACUUUGGAACUCAGCUUCACUCACGCCGUCUUGUGGAGGCGUUUUUGCUUGUUCUUAUGAGGUGUCGUUAUUUUUGUGAACCGUUCGCAAGCAAACUUCGCUUGACCGAUAGGUGUGGUGGUAACUUUUGGGAAUCCUCUUCCCUUCUGUACCGGUUUCACAUGCUCCUGUAUAGGGAGACGUCGCCGCUGACACCGUGUUGUUGCUUUGGCAAGUCUAUCUUUACCGUUCACUAAGGUCUCUGGUCAGUGAAACCGGGAAAUCGGCAACAACAUAUAUCAGGUUUGGUUGCUAUUCGCCGCCACAAGCGGGCCUUUCUAUCCGCUCAGUUGUGGUGAACUCGGUGUUAUGAUUUCGAGUAUCUGUGUAUAUCAGGCGCUCGUGCACUAUCGAGUAUUAUAGUUGUACGUCACGUACAUCUAUGAUGUAUCAAAGUCUCGAGCGAAUGACUGCAUCACUAUUUACUGGGUAUCAUUCGUAGUGGUAGUUUCACUUGAAGCUUUGCAGUGUGUAUAUCCUACAAUCGAACUUGGUGUAUGAUCUACUGUGAGAAUUAUGGUGCUGGAUCACUCGAUCCUUUCUGUAUAUUUGUUGAGCUGCCAUCGACCACGGUGAGAUGUCGCUCAAUCUCUCAAUCAUGGUUCGAUCUACUUCUAAUAGCAACGCCAGCGUUAUUCUGAUCUAUCGAGACGCCUAUGUUAGUGUCGUUGGUUAGCAGAACUUGCGACUCUCCUACUGUUUGUCACUCUAUGUGAAGUCGCAGUCACAUUCUGCCCGGUAUCGCAGUGAUCCUUGUUUGUUGUCGACAUCAACGCAAUUCUAUUCAAACGGCUGGUGUUAUUGAUGUUCCUCACCGCUCUGGCUCUAUUUCAAUCGCUCCUCAUCCUUCAUCUCUGUCGUCGAUUUAUCUCCUGGUAACCAUCUCCUCUUGUACGUGAUUGAAGAAUGGUAUCCGUCUUAUGUCAACUAUGUUAUAAUCUCUAGUACAUUGUCUAUGUAGUCGACGUCAUCAUUGAUGCUACUCUCACAAGUAAGUCAUCACUGUAGAACAUCUCAUAAUCAGAAGAAUAUAGGUCAUCUCCACUAAAAGGGUGCUUCGUCCUUUUUACAUAGCCGCACUUUGGGCGGUCUGUUGUCAGUAGUGGUCAUGAAGAAUCACCUCGAGCGAUAACAAAAAAUCGAGUGAGAAUAAGCUCAUUUCCUUGUGGGGUGGUGAAUGCAAAUCCCCUCACCUCUUCUUCAUGAUCGUAACAUAAAACUUCACGGUAUUUCUCGUAAUGGUCUUAAGUGCAAUUUAUGCAGCAUGCUCGCAUCUUUUGCGGUGAUGACAGCAGCUGUGAGUACUUUAUUCAAUUGUCUAAUCGUAUGCGCCAAACAGGCACAUCUUGUCGCCGACGUCUUCCGUUAUUCACAAGAGGAAGUAUGUUGGAUGGAUUGUUGUUGUUACUGAUGUGUAAUAGCAGUAGUAAUUCCUACUGCGGUUUCACAGCCAUCCCUAGACCACGAGAUGACGUACUCGGAUUGCGUCGCUAUUACUUGCAUUUACCGG